AGAGAAUUGAAAACAUCCCCACAAAAACUAGGACAUGAAUGUUGAUGGCAGCAUUAUUCAUUCAAAAUGGCCAAAAAUGGAGUCAAACAGAAUGUCCACCAGAUGAUGAAUGGACAAACAAAAUGUGGCAUAUCUAUACGGGAAUUAAUCUGAUAGCACAUAUUGAUGGCUGUAGAGAAGUCAUCACUCUCACUGGAUUCCAGUGAGAGUGAGUCUGAGGAGUUGCCAACAUUUGCCUUUCUGAAGAAGGAACCGUCUUCAACAAAGAGGAGGCAGCCUCAGAAGGAGGAGAAGAUUGUAGUGGUUGACAUCUCAGAUUCUGAGGCCUCCUGUCCUCCAUCACCAAAAUUGAGAGAUCCACCACCUGUUCCAGAGACAGCUGAAACUGUCACACGAACAGAGCCAGUCAGGGUGCUAAGCAGUGGAAGUGAGGAUGAGGAAGAAUUUGCUCCCCUGGCUGAGAGACUUACUUGUAAGUUUUUGACCCACAAGCAGCUGAGCCCUGAGGACUCCAGCUCCCCAGUUAAAAGGGUUUUAGAUCAUCAAAAUAAUGAAGGAGCAUCACGUGACUGGCAAAACCAGCCCUUCACAAAGAUCCAUGAUAUUCCUCUCUGUGACACCUCAGAGAGGUGUGUGUCGAGUAACAAGGACCCUGUGGUAGACAGUCCAAGCCAUCAGCCGCCAGCCUACCCAACUACCUGCUCUGUCCAGAGCAACAGCGUGACAGUAACUAAAACAAAUGCUGAGGUACCCCCACCUCAGAAGAGAACCAAGCAUCAUCAGAAGGUCCAGAGGAGAGGCUCACAGGGACGCCAGCAGCGGGGGCAAGCAGGCCAGAAGGAAAGCACCCAGAGGCAAGAGGAAAGGAAGAAGAAGGCAGCCCUGGUUAACAGGCUGAAAGCUCAGAGGCCAGAGGAAUGCUUGAAGCAUAUCGUUGUGCUGCUGGAUCCAGUGCUCUUACAGAUGGAAGGUGGGGGCCAGCUCCUCGGAGCACUCCAGUCCAUGGAGUGCUGCUGUGUGAUUGAGGCGCCGGCCGUGCCUUGCAGCAUCACGUGGAGGAGAAGGGCUGGGUCCACUGAGGAUGGAGAGGAGGACUGGGUGGAGGAGCCGAUGGUUCUGGUGCUGCUCCUGGCAGAGGCGUUUGUGUCCAUGAUCUACAACUUCAAGCAGGGGAGUCUGGGCAGCACCAAGGAAGGGAAGGAAACGCUUCGGAGCUUUGUAACUGACAUCACAGCAAGGACAGCUGGGAAAGCUCUGUCACUGGUGAUUGUGGAUCCGGAGAAAUGCUUCAGGGCUCCGAAUCCUCCAAGGAGAAGGAAACGGGGGGUGGCAAAUGGAGAACAGGCCAAGGAGAAGGAGAAGCAGAGACAACCAGAGGCCAGCACAGCGGCUGUGGUGACCAGGGUAGACAUGGAAGAGGCAUUGGUAGAUCUGCAGCUACACACAGAAGCCCAGGCUCGAAUUGUGCAGAGCUGGAAGGAGCUGGCCGACUUGGCGUGCGCGUUCACAAAGGCUGUGGCUGAGGCGCCCUUCAAGAAGCUCCGAGAUCAAGCUAGUUUCUCCUUCUGCCCGGAGAGUGACUGGGCUGGAGGGGCAAAGGUGGACCGCUCUGGCAGGGGGCUUGCAGUGGUCUGGAGGAGACAGAUUCAGCAGCUGAACCGAGUCAGCCUGGAAAUGGCCAGUGCCGUUGUGGACGCCUACCCCUCCCCACAGCUCCUGAUCCAGGCUUAUAAGCGGUGUUUUUCUGAGCAAGAACGCCAGAAUUUGCUUGCAGACAUACAGGUGCGCCGUGGGGAAGGUGUGACAGCCACCUCCCGCCGUCUUGGACCAGAGCUCUCCAGGCGUAUCUACCUUCAGAUGACCGCUUUGCAGCCAGAUCUCUCUUUAGACAGUGCAGACUGAUGCCAGCCCUCAGGGACAGGGAUGAAAAGCUCAUUUCCACCCCAGCCCCCCGACCUCAGAGCAUGACUACAGUGCAGGGAUCAGAAGCAUCUCCUGCAGCACAGCCUGGGUCCUGCCCACAACAGGCUUUCCUGGGCGUCGCUGUUUGCGAUAGUGUCCCUACCUGUCAGCUUGGGGCAGAGGCUGAGAUGCUCACAUUUGCCUUCCUCUCCCAGCAAGUCAACUGCCACGUACAAACCACCCCGACCCCUGCCCCAGCCAGCCCUCAAAAUACAAAGGAACAGAGACAGACCACUCAGACACGUAUUUAAUAACUGUAAAAAUCCAAAAGAACCUCAGCGUCAAAUCUUGAGGUCACAAGUGAACUGCCCUCGGCGGGCUGCUUGACAAGGCUGGACGUGCUCCCGCCUUCCUCCCGUCCACGGAAGCUGCCUCAGGCAGCCAAGGAACGGGGGAGGUCUGAUCACUAUGCUGACUUCUGUAUUCUCUUAAUCUCAUUUUAUGUACUAUGUGUUUAGUUUCAAUAAAGCAUUUGUACCAAUGGCUCUGGAGCUUGGAGGAAGACUAAAGGAAUGUGUAGUGAUUCUGGGUAAGGUGUGGGCCUACGCAGCAGAGCUCUCCCUGAGGGAGAAAAGAACAAGUCUUUUCUUCCACUGUCAGGACGGUCACAAGUGUCAGUCUUAUCCAUGGGCCACUAGUGCCGAAAAGACGGACCCCACUCUGUCUCUGGACAUGACAGGUUCUUGCUCUCCCUGGGGAAUCGGGAGUCUUCUGUGAAUGAGCACCGUGACGGCCAUUUCUGAUCCCUUCAUCCAACUGUUGUGAAAGGAGGCAAAGGAGGCCACAGAGCAAGAAAUGCUGAGUCUGGCAGACAAGAGAAUGGACAGUUCUGCCCUUAUUCAUGCAAGUCGUUAGUGUACCACUUUUAAACUCCAUGAUGCUACUUAUUUCCCUUCAUUGUGUAGUUAUAUCUAGAAUCAAUUCUAAACCUCAGUCUCUUAUGAAGCUUUAGUUUUCAGGUUGCCUAUGAGGUAUUUAGUCACACCGAUUAUGUAAGAGAGCUGUCACAGACAAUGUGGCUUUGCAAGGGUCCACCUUCUUGUUUAUUGGCAAUCAGGGAAUUAAUGCUCUCAAAUUGACGCCAGGAGCCUGGACCAUCCCCAUUUUAUAGAAGCCACAUAAAGUGCCGCAGGACUCUACAAGAGCUGCCCAGGACCCUCAUGGCUAUGAGAUUUCUAUCUGUGGGUCAUGAAUCUGUUUCCCGUGAAAGAUUCUAUACUCCAGCCAAGAGACAAUUCUGGUGUAAGUUUUGUUCUCUCAGUACACGAUAAAGGAGGCAAAAUGAUGGGAAGAAAGGAUACCAGGGUGGGAAUCCAGUUCUGCCUCAAACCAGCUAGGAGACCAUAGGCAAGUCAUGGAAGGCCUCAGUUUCCCUGUCUACAAGUGUUACAUUGGACUGGAUGGUCUGGAAGUCCUGUCACAGCCUGAGAUUUUGUAUGACUGUUAAAAUAUCUGAAUGUCUGAGGUCCUUAAAAAAUAGGUAUGCCCCUCCCCCCCAAUUUAGACUAGAUUUGCUGAGUAUGGUGUUCCCCUAGUCCCCAAUAACACACUGCCUCCUGAUCUGCCCUGGCUCCCCAGGGAGGAAUGAAAGAAAGGGUUUGUGACACACAAAAGUAUAAAUGUAGUGACAGCUGACCUUUAGUAGAAAUGAGUCUUGCCUUUAUACAGCUUUGUAUAACAACUAAAAAAGGCUAUGUUUUGUCCUCUCCCCACCCCAAGCCUAUUCUUUUAAGCAUGCAGGUAACUGGCCCCACCUCCUGUUUCUCCUUAUUCCACCAGGGAACCCUGACUAAGGAACAAAGAAGUCUUACAAAGAGGAGGUCUCAAGUACCAAACGGCAGCCAUGUGAUGAUGGCAGGUAGGUCUGACACUAAAAAGAGGUGUGUCCAACAGAACCCAAUUCCAUAGGAAUCCAAGCUCCAAGGCUGGGAGGCAGCAGGUGUGGAGGACAAGCUCACUGCUGAGAAUCGGUCUGCAGGACCCACCGGAGGAUGUCGUGGCUGCGCAGGCCCCGGAGCGCGCUGUCGUAGAUGGUGUUCACGCUGGUGCAGAGGGGCUGCUGCUGCAGCUCCGUCACCCGACAGGCGACCAGCCCGCCAGCCACACACAGCAGCAGCAGCAGCAGCAGCAGCCUCAGCACAGCCCAGGAGCGAGUGUGUUUCCGGGGUGCUGGCUUCCGGGGCCGAGAGCCGGACUUAGAUUCUGGAGGGACAAAGUCACAGAAGGCAAAAAGUCCAGUCAGUUUAAGGACGCACACUCUGCAGUCGAUGCUAGUCUCCGUGCACGUCCACUUACACCCCUCUGCUCUGAUGAAAACUCCCCCAGCCCUGAGGAGAACACGUUUUCUAGACCAUCUGAGCUCUUAAAAACUUUGCUAUGCAGAGACUGAAACAUGAACUCUUUCUCCCUUGGAUCUCAGGGAGUAGAUUCAAAACCGGAUCUCAUUCUGGAUGUUUCACUUAGCACACAGUCCCCAGGGUCCUAAGUUCUCCAUAACAUGCUGAUGACCCGGGCCCCUUAGGACCAAGGGGAGGGGCCCAUCAGGAGGCAUCAAGCGUGGGUAGAGUGCUGCCCAUUCGGGGAAACGGGUUCAAAAGUUAUGAAUAUUGUUAAUGUUUUUAUUAUAAGAAGAAAGCCUGCAAGAAAGUAUACCAUAUUGGUAACAGUGAUUAAUGCUGGGAACAGGGGAUUACAGGUGAUUGCCAUUUUCUGAUAUAUAUAAAGAAAUUGUCUGCAGUGAAUAUAAUUAUUGAAGAAAAAAUGGUU
This is a messenger RNA of Globicephala melas (long-finned pilot whale), 4728 nucleotides long. RefSeq names its product essential meiotic structure-specific endonuclease 1 (gene EME1). Gene Ontology annotation, molecular function: DNA binding; crossover junction DNA endonuclease activity. The record is from RefSeq and is a predicted model, not a curated record. Gene Ontology annotation, biological process: double-strand break repair; mitotic intra-S DNA damage checkpoint signaling; replication fork processing. NCBI's taxonomy places the organism in Eukaryota, Metazoa, Chordata, Mammalia, Artiodactyla, Delphinidae. Gene Ontology annotation, cellular component: Holliday junction resolvase complex; nucleus.